Messenger RNA from Caenorhabditis elegans, 1009 nucleotides. It is a transcript of the gene fbxa-80, whose product is annotated as F-box domain-containing protein. NCBI's taxonomy places the organism in Eukaryota, Metazoa, Nematoda, Chromadorea, Rhabditida, Rhabditidae. The record is from RefSeq and is marked reviewed. Bases 29 to 934 code for a protein of 301 amino acids. The transcript is spliced from 3 exons.
UUCGGUCAGUUUCUUGAUAUUGAUCAUAAUGUCUCAAGUAUCUCCAGUUUUUAACAACUUACCAAUUGAUGUUAUUUAUCGAAUUAUCGAGAAAGCUGAGCCGAUUGAUCGACUCGUCCUCCAAAAAGUGUCCAGAAGCUUGAAAACUGCUGUUGUCCACAUCGGACUCGGAUUCACAGAAAUAUUCGCAGGACUUUACUCUGAAAAUAGCAUAUUGCUAACAUUAGAUGGAAAGCGAGUUUCAUACGAAAAUUGCAAUGGUGACUGCCUUGUAAAGUACCUUGAAUAUAGAGAACGUCGCAUCGAUGGAGAAAAUCAUUUGAAAAUUGCAUUCAACGAUUUGGCAGGAUGCUUGGAAGGUGGAAUAGCAACGUUCAAGAUUUUGAUGGGAACUAUGGAAGGGGAAGACCGUGAGGAGCAUGUUCAAACUCUGAGAGCCACUAUGAAAAGAGGCAUUACCGCGAAAAGAGUAGAUCUUGGUAUAUUCGGAAGCACUGAGAUAAUCACCCUUCUCUCAAUCUUCAAACCAGGUUUUCUAGAAGAAAUUCGAUUGGAUAAUGUUACAAAUAUGGACAAAUUUGAAGAUCUGUGUCGCUUAUCGCAGUGGAGAGAAGCACAAACCGUGUACUUCCGCGGAAAUGGUGAAGAUGCUCCUAUUGAGGAAUUUUUUAAUUUCCGCGAGUUUUACAUUUCUGUAGGCCGGCUUUUGAUGGAAGAUGUGGUUAAGGUUAGAGAUAUCCUUCUCGAACGCGACACCUUCCUUCAAUGCGAGAUAAACGCCGGAUUCUUGGCAACUCAAACCGAAAUCGCAAAAGUUUUCGAAUAUUCUGGUGGUGGAAAUAGCUUUGAGUACACGACGAACACCGCCAAGUUUAAUAUUAGAGUCGAUUCGUCACACUUGUGGAUUCGGAGAGUUUUUGAACAAAAUCAUUGAAGUUUUUGGAAUUUUUUUAGUGCAGGAAGUAACCUCACAUUUUUAUUUGUUUGAAGCAAUGAAUAUAUUUGUUGG